Messenger RNA from Brassica napus (rape), 1457 nucleotides. RefSeq lists its product as uncharacterized. Gene Ontology annotation, molecular function: protein dimerization activity. The record is from RefSeq and is a predicted model, not a curated record. The transcript is spliced from 3 exons. Lineage: Eukaryota; Viridiplantae; Streptophyta; Magnoliopsida; Brassicales; Brassicaceae. The coding region runs from base 647 to 1285 and encodes 212 amino acids.
AAUGAGAACGCGAACGACUUCAUGGCGUCGCUUUAGGAAGGUCGCUCUGAGAAGUGGGACACAGCGACUUCGUGAUGUCGCUCCGGGAGGUCGCUCCCAUGCUCGGUUCGUCCAAUGGUCACCUUUUCACCACUUUUGAGCUCCAAAUAACCUCAUGUGGUACUCCAGUACCUAAUAGAGACUCAUGUAUGCAAAAUGCAACCUAAACAUGUCUAAAUCCUAAUCUAUAUGAUGAAAAUGUUUAUGAAUGAAUGGAUAAAACAAUGCAAAUAUGCAAGAUGUCAUUAAGGUGCUUGGGAUGGUGGAUGGAGACACCAAACCGGCUAUGGUAUACAUAUAUGCUGCUAUGGACAGAGCUAAAGAGGCUAUUGCAAGGAGUUUCAAGAUGAAGCAAGAGAAAUAUGAGAAUGUGUUUGAGAUCAUUGAUAGAAGGUGGAAUUGUCAGCUUCAUCAGCCUCUUCACGCAGCUGGAUACUUCCUUAAUCCAGCUAUCCACUAUGCCAAUCCUGAAGACGUGUGCUGUGAAGAAGUUGAGACUGGUUUGUACAACUGUAUCAACAGGCUUGUCCCGGAUGGUGAGAUUCAAGAUAAGGUGAUGCUGGAGCUUGAUUUGUUUUAAAAGGCUGCUGGUCUCUUUGGGCAUAACAUGGCAAUAAGGCAAAGGGAGAUGAAAGCACCAGCUGAUUGGUGGUCUACUUAUGGAUCAUCAGCUCCUAAUCUAAGAGACUUUGCUGUGAAAGUACUAAGCCUAACUUGCAGUGCCUCUGGAUGUGAAAGGAAUUGGGGUGUUUUUGAACUUCUUCACACAAAGAGAAGGAACCGUUUAGCUCAACAUCGGUUGAAUGACAUGGUGUUUGUCAAGUACAACCGAGCCUUGCAACGUCGCAUGAAGAGAAGUGAUAGCACUGAUCCUAUUCUCUUAGAAGAGAUUGAUGAAAGCAAUGAAUGGCUGAUGGGAAGAAUGGAAGGAAACUCUGAUAGUGAUGAUCUAGAUGAUAAUGUCUUUGAGGAUGAAGAUCUGACAUGGAGUGCAGUGAGUGAAGCAACAAGAGCUGAGGAACCUAACUACACUACUAGAGGAUCAAAAAGCUCAGCAGCAGCAGACAAGGGGAAAGGAGUUGCCUCUUCUUCAACUCAGCCAAGACAGGAACGAUAUGGUCCAGGUCCUUCUAAUCUGUCUCUUGUUGAUGUCGAUGAUGAUGAACUGGAACAUGAUUUGGAAGCAAAUGGCUUCGGUCAAGGGGAGGAAUUGGAGUUCCAAGAUGACUCUGAAACAGAGUUUUAGAGUUGGUGUUUUAGUUUUGGUGUUUUGUUUUUUUUUUACUUUGAAUUAUGAACCGUUUUGGUUUUGAAUUAUGCUUCGUUUUGGUGUUUUGGUUUUGGUUUUCUACUUAUGAUAUGUUAUUUUGGCUUUAGAUGUUCUCUACAUUAUCAAUAAAAGAUGUUUUGGUUUUAUA